GCAAAGUGGAUUGGAUUUUUGCUUCAGUUGUUUACGUUCCAGGUACAGGUGCCUGUGCUUGACAUGUCUAAUUGUAUCUUCAGCAAUUGGUGGCAGAGGGUUUUGUAGGUUUACUUGGGGGUCAAAUGAGUUGAAUGAUCUGGCCCAGGUUGCUAAAUGAGAGAAAACAUGUGGUGCUAGCCUUUGCCAUGAGAAGACAAGAAAAGACAAGAAUUCUGUAAUACCUGAAAAAGAGGAGGCAUCCUAGCAGAAAAUGGCAGCUUUAUGUCAGAAAUGUUUAGUGUCAUGGCACUUGAAGUCAAAACUUGUCUUCCAAAGCCGUGUUUUGUUUUGCCAAAAGAAAAGUUGGUCAGCAGUAACUACAAAGAGACCACUCUCGACCUUGUCAGCUCCUCUUGCCUCAGCAUUCAAUUCCAAGCCAUCCUACAAGUUCAGUUUCAACUUCAGAGCUGGUUGUGGACUGUUUCAGAUCAUGGAAUUACAAGAUUUUAGUGGCUUUCAUAUCCUGAAGGAGAAUGCUGAGAUUGAAGUUGAAUCCCUCGUUGAAGAGAUAAAAAGCUUGAACAGGACAAAAAGUGUUGUGACACUGUUUGAUGAGCUCUCUGAUUGUCUGUGUAGGGUAGCAGAUCUGGCUGAUUUCAUCCGCGUUUCCCAUCCAGAACCCUUGUUUGCACAGGCUGCAGAAGAUGCUUGUGUGCAUCUCUCAGGAAUUGUAGAAAAGUUGAAUACAAACCCUGACAUAUACAAUGCUCUAAAGAAGGCUGUGGAGGAAGGGGAUGUAGUACCUCUCAAUGAUCUAGACAAGAGAGUUGGAAAACUCUUCCUGUUUGACCAUGAACAAUGUGGUAUCCAUCUGGACAAGGAGAAGAGGGAGACUUUUGUAAAGCUGAACGAGGAUGUCAUGAUGAUUGGAAAUUUCUUCAUGCAGGGAACACAUACAAUGAGAUCUGUAAAAAAGACUUCACUACCAGAAAGUAUAAGACAUUAUUUUAAUAUUGAUGGUGAACAUGUGCAAGUUUAUAACCUCCAUUCAGACCACUAUAAUGAACGGAUGAGGGAGGCAGCCUACAAAAUCUACCUUUAUCCAGACAAACACCAGGAACAUCUAUUGAUGAGUCUGCUACAUGCUCGACACAAACUGGCUCAGGUUGUUGGCUUUGAGACGUACGCUCAUAGAACCAUUAAAGGCACUAUGGCUGAAACUCCAGAAAAUGUGAUGGAUUUUCUAGAAACCUUGGCUGACAGUAUAAGAUCCAGAGCCAAUGCAGAUUUUGCUGACAUGCUUCACUUAAAACAAGCUGAAGGAGGAAUAGAAAAUAAAAUCUUGGCAUGGGACCCACCGUAUUACAGUGCUAAAGGGAGACAACUUGUAUCUAACCUGAAGAGCUAUGAAAUGAUGCCAUAUUUCUCUCUGGGGGGUUGCAUGGAGGGUCUGAACAAUCUGUACAACUGCUUAUUCAAUGUCACCCUGAAGAAUGUGGAGCUUGAGAAUGGCGAAAGCUGGGCAAAAGACAUUCACAAACUGGCAGUGGUGCAUGAGACAGAGGGUGUGUUGGGCUAUAUCUACUGUGACUUCUACGAUAGAGCUGACAAACCUCCACAGGACAGUCAUUAUACUAUCCAGGGAGGUAGACAAAAGGAGGAUGGGACAUACCAGCUUCCCAUUGUAGUAUUACAACUCAACUUCUCCUCAAAUCGUGGUAAUGUCCCCUCACUACUUACACACAGCAUGAUGGAAAACUUGUUCCAUGAGUUUGGACAUGCCAUGCAUUCCAUGUUGGGACGUACAAAAUACCAACAUGUUACAGGGACCAGAUGUCCAACAGAUUUUGCUGAAGUACCAUCAAUACUUAUGGAGUAUUUUGUCUCAGAUCCAAGGGUGCUCUCAACAUUUGCAUUCCACUACAAGACUGGUGAGCCCCUUCCUAUGGAGCAAAUACAGAAACUUUGUGAGGCCAAGAAGUUAUACUCAGCAUCAGACAUGCAGCUCCAGGUGUUCUACUCCAUCACAGACCAGGUGUUCCACAGUCGAUAUCCAUUUAAGGACAACAAGAGUACAACACAAGUGAUGGCUGAGUUACAGGACAAGUAUUACAGCAUUCCUUAUGUCAAUAACACAGCAUGGCAGUUAAGGUUUGGUCACCUUGUUGGAUAUGGCGCCAAGUAUUACUCAUAUCUCAUGUCAAGGGGUGUAGCUGCCAGAAUCUGGAAUACCUGCUUUAAAGAUGACCCUUUCAACAGGCAAAUGGGUGAACGAUACAGGGAAAAAAUGCUGCGACAUGGAGGGGAGAUAGCACCUGGAAAAUUAGUUCAGUCCAUGCUACAGGAACCAGAGGAGCUGACUAUGAACCAGUUAGUCCAGUCACUUAUUCAGGACCUGGACCGUUGUUGAUGAGGAUAUCUCUUCAUAUCUACUGGGAACAUGUGACAUGUGUAAUGUUUACAUUUAUAAACAAAAACAAAUAACAGCCGAGUAGUCAGAGACUUGGGUUUUAUCAGUCUGCUACAAAUGUUUGUGAACAACACCUGGGCAGUCUAUAUAUAGAUCAUCUGACCUCAUACACUUUGGAAUUUUAUUACGAACUGAUGGAACCUGUGAUAGAACACAAGGAUGCCAAAUCUAUUUUUUAUUUUUGUUAUGGAGUGAAGAGAUUUCUGCGACUAACAGCUGUUUUUACUUAAUACAUUAUAAAUUAGUCAUCACCUGUGAUUUGAUUAUCAUUGUAGUGUUAAAAUGACGAUAUUGAUUUGAAGCUUGUUGAUUAUUUUAUACUAAAUAAAUUGUACUGGGAACAAUUUGCUUUUCCCAGCAGUUUCUGAAUAAAUUAUUACCCUUUUACAGAUUAUGGUUAUU
Ylistrum balloti is the source of this 2854-nucleotide messenger RNA. Its product is annotated as mitochondrial intermediate peptidase-like. Gene Ontology annotation, biological process: peptide metabolic process. Bases 254 to 2392 code for a protein of 712 amino acids. Gene Ontology annotation, molecular function: metalloendopeptidase activity. Gene Ontology annotation, cellular component: mitochondrion. The transcript is spliced from 20 exons. The record is from RefSeq and is a predicted model, not a curated record. NCBI's taxonomy places the organism in Eukaryota, Metazoa, Mollusca, Bivalvia, Pectinida, Pectinidae.